Molecule: messenger RNA, 715 nt
Organism: Jaculus jaculus (lesser Egyptian jerboa)
Lineage: Eukaryota; Metazoa; Chordata; Mammalia; Rodentia; Dipodidae
Gene: Rep15
Product: RAB15 effector protein
Exons: 1
Coding region: 1-696 (231 amino acids)
Biological process (GO): receptor recycling
Source: RefSeq, a predicted model, not a curated record
AUGGGCCAGAAAGCGUCACAGCAAUCGGCCCCUGAGGACAGCAAAGAGGUGGUCGGGGCAUGUGAGGUGGUCAGUGGUGCCGUUGCCCACGCCGCUGAGCAGCUGAAGGCGUAUCUGGGGUUUGAGUACCCGCUGAGCAGCCUCGGCCUCGCCGCCGACACGCUGAACGAGGUCUUCCUCAUGCACUUCAUCGUCUUCUGCCAGGAGAAGGGGGCCGGCAGCUGGCUCACCACCACCAAGAUGACGAAGCACCAGGCCCUGCUCUUCGGGGCAGACUGGGUUUGCACCUUUUGGGGCUCCGACAAGCAGAUAAGGCUUCAGCUGGCCGUGCAGACGCUGAGGAUGGCUUCCGUCCCUUCGAGGGACCCAAAGCCCUGCGAGCCAAGGGCGGAGGAGACUCCACGCCAGAGGAGCAGGUUUGACAGGCUGGAGGAGUUCUGUGCCUUGAUAGGGGAGGACUGUCUGGGCCUGUUCCUCGUCUUCGGUGUGCCAGGAAAUCCCAAAGACAUCAGGGGUGUUCUCCUGGACAGUGUCAAGAAUACAAUGGAGAACAGCCAGCUGCCAGGGCGGAAGGCCGUGGAACGGUUUAUCCUGGAAACAGAAGAGUGUGUCUCUAUCAAAGAGCUGCUCGGGACCUGUCUGAGGGAGAAAGACGGGCUGAGGAAAGUGGGGAAAGCUUACAUCAGCAUCCUCUGAGCUACGUCUGUGUGCUGUG